This is a messenger RNA of Morchella importuna, 489 nucleotides long. RefSeq lists its product as uncharacterized. The transcript has 6 exons. NCBI's taxonomy places the organism in Eukaryota, Fungi, Ascomycota, Pezizomycetes, Pezizales, Morchellaceae. Bases 1 to 489 code for a protein of 162 amino acids. The record is from RefSeq and is a predicted model, not a curated record.
AUGGCCAAUCACCCCAACUUCGUCAUCAUUGCCGAGCACCUCGAUGCGAUAAAAGAUGAGGUCGCGCUUAUUCCAAACAUCGUCCCCCUCACUGCGGACACGUUCCGACAGGAGGUGCAACAGAUAUUGGGCACCUUCAUGGCCGCGAGUUUCGUGAAAGCCAAAUCCUGCUACCGAUGCGCCUUCACAAUGCCACGUACAGUCGCCUCUCGAUAUAAGGAUUCUUAUAAGGCGAGUAUCACUAUAAGAAGUAAGGAGAUACUGGUAAAAGGGCGAACGGUGUCAGCUAACCUCCACGGUGCUUGGGCUCCCACUACUAGGGAACCCGACGGUUGCGUCACGGAGGAGGCAGAUAGCAGAUCAUUUGGGAGUUACCUUAACAGAUUGAAGUUAGGGUGCUCGAGCUGUGAUCAGUUACCUGAGUUUUCACAUGCUUGUUUCCUUGCUCGUAGUCCUGAGAUUACUAGUAUAAACGGUAUGAUAUUUUAG